UGUAUAAUACUUUAACAAUAAAACCAGAUACCACAAAUAUGAAUUAUCUAUCAAAAUGUAUUAUAAUAAUAAUAAUAAUCAUCAUCAUCAUCAUAAUCAUUGUAUUUUGAUUAUAUUCCUGUAUGACUCGUGGUAUUUUAUUUAAUGAUGGGAAUGAAAUACGAGGUAGGAGUAUGAAAUAUUAUUAUUAUUUUAUUUUUGUUGUUGUUGUUAAAUUAUUUAACUUCUAUUGUUAUUUCCUAGGUUAUUGUAUAACACAAUAGCAAACCCUGACGUAUGUUAGCUUAAGAUUAAUGUUUAGGAGUUGGUGGGUGAUAAUUGUUAGAAAAUCGUAUUGGUGUAUUUCAGAUGUGUACCUUUGAUACACCGAUAGGAUGAGACGACUAUUUAUCGAUCGAUUCUCGAUGCAAUCCGUUAAGAGUGGGGAAAAUCUAUUUGAGGCUUUCUCAGAGGCGUCGGACUUGCAACGAGAAUCGGUUAAAGUUUAAGGAGAGUCGCCUCGUGGUUGCAAAAGGUGAAGGAGUGUCGUGUGAAAAUACUUUUAAUAUAAUAAAACACAAUUAAAAGCGAAAGUUUCAUCGAAACGAAAUAAAACGAAACGAAACGAUAGAUUUUUCACGAAAUUCUCGCGAAUAUUAGGAUUCACCUGACACCAACGUUCUCAUUUAUUUUAUAUUAAGACGAUUACAAAACAAAAUGCCGUCGGACGAUCCACUUCGCAACGAACCAUUGGUAUCCGUUGAAUUUGAAGUUUUUGGUAAAGUUCAAGGUGUAUAUUUUCCUAAAUACGUGAGGGAUCUAUGUCUGCAACUUGGGAUUUGUGGUUGGGUUAAAAACAGUAAAACAGGAACGAUUCUUGGAAAAAUGGAAGGACCUCGUGCAUUCGUCGAUCAGAUGGCACAGUGGCUAUCAACACAAGGAAGUCCAGGAAGUGAAAUUGACCAUUGCGAAUUUACAAUGUGGGAGUAUGUUACGAGACGUAGUUAUAAAGGUUUUGCUAUACGUUUUUGAGAAUGAAAAUUAUACAAUAAUACUGUUAACAUUUAUUUUUCUAUGCCAUUGCGAAAUGAUGAAUGUUUUUUGAAGAUUUAUAAUUUAUAAUAAUGGGAACAUUUGUGUAUGUAUGGAUGUAAAUAGGUAUGCAUAUGUUAAUUAGUUAUAUCCACGAUAUAAAAACAAAUAUGUAAAUAUGAGAUAUUCAUUAAGAAUCUUCAAUAAAAUCAAUAUGAAAAUAAACAAAAUA
Polistes dominula (European paper wasp) is the source of this 1243-nucleotide messenger RNA. RefSeq names its product acylphosphatase-2. The record is from RefSeq and is a predicted model, not a curated record. Gene Ontology annotation, molecular function: acylphosphatase activity. Lineage: Eukaryota; Metazoa; Arthropoda; Insecta; Hymenoptera; Vespidae.